AUGCCAGGAUUACUCCUUGAUGGACAUACAAAAGAAGAUGCCUAUGUAUACGUGUAUAGGACUUGUGACUUGGAAAAGGUUUAUAGACGCUAUCGAGACUUACUAUUUGGGGGUCACAAUGGCCAGGUCCGCUACUACACACAUGGCUUCCUACGAGAUGUUUGCGAGAUGACUCUAGUUCCGCCCCAUAGGUCAAAGGCCUUCAACUCUGGUCUAUACUUUCUGCAGUGGUAUGGUUCGCACAAGGAGAUCCUUGAUGCUGCAAAGAACUAUGCGUUCCAUCACCCAGACCUUCUUGAACUAGCAAUCGAUAAGGACCUAUGGGAGGCGAAUGCAAGGAGCGCAAAGGUUACCCACGCGAGGGCUUAUAAGGACCUUGUCCGCUCCUAUCUGGAGAGUAAGGGGCGUGCACUAACGGCAAUGGAGAGCUCGCUGGAUAUGUCUUUUGGCGUCCGUUUCGAGAGCCGCAUAACGUGGGCUCUUGCCCUUGAGGUGAAGCGCCAGGCGGCUAUGAGGCCAGUAGGAGGCGCUACUGUGGGGGGGGUUGUGCCUAGCUCUUCGUCUUACGUCUGGACACUCCCGACAAAGACGUUCGUUGACUUUAUAUGUGGGAAUAUCAAUAAGAUUACUACUGCUAUUGAGCUAGGCAUACUGUCUAGCCCAGCCUCUGGACUUACAAAGGACCGAUCGAACGUGUUAUACAUCUUGCUACUUUCGUUACGGGCAUUUUCUAAUGCCCACCUUCCGAGCCAGCCGCUGCUAUGGAGGGAUGAAGAUAAAGCAGAUAGGAUGGGAAUGGGUAUGGAAAGGACUGUUAAAGAGUGCGGUUAUGGUUGGUUCUUAGACCACAUCCAGUGGGACUCCUUCUGGUUAAAAGACGAGAUUGCGAGCAAGGUUCCUACGUUUGGGGCUACUUACAUCCGGAUGUAUCAUAACUCGCGUAGCAAUAUCCAUUGUUCCACAGACGCCCUUGAGAUGUAUUCUAGCUUACUCCGGACGGUUUCUAUGGAUGCCGUCAAGGCUACUAUUCUUCUGGGGUUGAUUAGUCACGUCUGCUUUCGCCAGUUUCGCCAUGAUGUCCGGAAAACAUUAAAGAAGGACCUCCUGAACCCUGACGAUGUAAAGGACGACAACUCGCUCAAAUUUAGCUGGGAAGACGACAAGUAUGCUACAAACCCAUCUUAUACCUUUAAUAGGAAGAAUUUCGAUAAACUUCCAUUCCGGGUAAUGUAUAAAAGGUCGAAGAAGCUCGUCCAGGAGUGCAGCCUAGAUUCUAGAUCAUACGAAGUGUACUUCAAGAGGCUGUUCUUCGAGAACCACUUUGUAGUUCCUGCCCCAAGCACAUCAGGCACUCUUGGUUCUGUGGCCAAAGAUAAGUCGCGCCGCUGGUUUAGCAUUAUCAAUCCGAAUACAGACGACCCGGUUUGGGGUGCGGAUGAUUUCGUGCCAGGAUAUCCUCCACCUUGCCCAGACCAGCUCGAUCUCGAUCGAGAGGCCCUAAUAGCUCUUGAACGAUCAAGAGCAGAUGAUCGAGCUUCAAGAUAA
Messenger RNA from Pseudogymnoascus destructans, 1545 nucleotides. RefSeq lists its product as uncharacterized. NCBI's taxonomy places the organism in Eukaryota, Fungi, Ascomycota, Leotiomycetes, Thelebolales, Thelebolaceae. The transcript has 2 exons. The record is from RefSeq and is a predicted model, not a curated record. The coding region runs from base 1 to 1545 and encodes 514 amino acids.